UUGCCAAGGCUGGUGUGUCUCCAUGACAACACUAGUAGAGGAACGUGUCUGUGUAUAGCGCUACAGAGUGUAAAGAAAAGGAUGGCAGAAACCGGUAAUGGGAAAAAAGAGGAUGCCGAUUACAAAAGACUGCAAAGCUUUCCGCUCAUCAGGCACACAGAUAUGCCAGAGGAGAUGCGUGUGGAGACUAUGGAGCUGUGCGUCACAGCCUGUGAGAAAUUUGCCUCCAACAAUGAGAGUGCUGCCAAGAUGAUCAAGGAGUCCAUGGAUAAGAAGUUUGGCAGUUCGUGGCAUGUGGUGAUCGGUGAGGGGUUUGGGUUCGAGGUGAGCCAUGAAGUCAAGAACCUGCUCUACAUGUUCUUUGGGGGAAGUCUGGCCGUGUGCGUUUGGAAAUGCUCCUGAUGCCACUUCCUGCCCACACAAUAGCCACUGUGAGACAUUUAUACUCACGGAUCUGUCCUAACUAUGCAGCCCUAUUUGACUUGAGACGUGUUUGUGUGUGAAAUUGGAGGGGGAAAAAAGGAGACAGAUUCUUGUGCACUUCUCCAGAUCACUCUUUUCCCGUCUUAUUUUUUAAAGGCUUCAAUUUUAAGCCAUAAACACAGAAUUUAAGGAGUUUGAUUACGUUUUUAAAACAUUUUUAUUGAACCUAUGGAGUUUAUUGCAACUGACUGUAGGAUCUAAUUAAGAAAAUGUUAUAUUUUUUUCC
Messenger RNA from Sinocyclocheilus rhinocerous, 709 nucleotides. It is a transcript of the gene dnal4a, whose product is annotated as dynein, axonemal, light chain 4a. Gene Ontology annotation, cellular component: dynein complex. Gene Ontology annotation, biological process: microtubule-based process. The record is from RefSeq and is a predicted model, not a curated record. Bases 82 to 402 code for a protein of 106 amino acids. Lineage: Eukaryota; Metazoa; Chordata; Actinopteri; Cypriniformes; Cyprinidae. The transcript has 4 exons.